Colletotrichum graminicola M1.001 is the source of this 864-nucleotide messenger RNA. Its product is annotated as short chain dehydrogenase. The transcript is spliced from 2 exons. The coding region runs from base 1 to 864 and encodes 287 amino acids. The record is from RefSeq and is a predicted model, not a curated record. Lineage: Eukaryota; Fungi; Ascomycota; Sordariomycetes; Glomerellales; Glomerellaceae.
AUGAAUCCCGUCAACUCCGAACCGUACACCCUUCCGUCCGAUGCGACCUGGCUAAUCACCGGGUGCUCUUCCGGAAUCGGCAAAGUCUUGAGCACAUUGAUCGCCAGCAAGCCCGGGCACCGCCUGAUCGCCACGGCCCGGAACCCCACCGAUCUCGCGAACCUCCCCGACGACGACAGGGGGAAGAACAUCCUGAAGCUGCCCCUUGACGUGACCUCAGCGGCGUCCGUCAACGACGCCUUCGCCGCGGCCGAGGACCACUUCGGCCCGGGCUUCCACCUCGACGUCGUGGUCAACAACGCCGGGUACUCGCUCUCGGGCGACAUCGAGUCGGCGACCGAGGAGGAGACGCACCGGGAGCUCGAGACCCUCUUCUUCGGCACGGCGCGCGUGACGACGCGCGCCGUCGAGAACAUGCGCCAGUCCGCCGACCGCCGCCGCGGCGGCGUCGUCUUCAACGUCUCGUCCCUCGCCGGCCAGUGCGGCUUUGCCGGCCACGCGUACUACCACGCCGGGAAGUGGGCCGUCGAAGGCUGGACCGAGUCCGUCGCGAGAGAGGUGCAUCCACAGUGGAACAAAGAGGCCCCCCCUCCUUCUUUCGAGUGUGUGCAUCCCCGGCCUUUGAUUGACCCGAGAAACAGUCAACUUUUGCAUCCUGGAGCCGAGCGGCGUCAGGACAAAUUUCGAAGGGCACAGCAAGGCUCGCACCGUGCCUCAUCCGGCAUGCCGGGUCGCGUGCUCGAGAAGUAUGUCGAGAUGGUGAUCAAGUCAGGCAGGCUGACGGAGCCGUCGGCCAUCGCCGAGGCCAUCUACGGCAUCGCCAGCCGCGGCGAGCGCGUCCCGUUGCGCGUUCCUCUCGGCUGA